Molecule: messenger RNA, 4621 nt
Organism: Paramuricea clavata
Lineage: Eukaryota; Metazoa; Cnidaria; Anthozoa; Malacalcyonacea; Plexauridae
Source: the annotation of a GenBank genome assembly
GCGAAAAUACAUUUCUAUCGCCAGUGCCAUCAUAUCAGUCCAGGAUCAAGAGUGAGUAUACUGUACUUGUUAGUUUUAAAGUUAAGAAUACAUACUGCUAUUUCAAUUAAUGUUGUCCCCGAGCAUAGCGGAAAAGUCGAAUACGAGCGCGAAAGGCUUUCUGGGAAUCGCUAAAAAAUUAAUCAAUUUUUUAGCUAUUCCCACCAGCCAUUCACGCUCGUAUUCGACUUUUCCGCUAUCCUCUGGGACAACCUUAAUGAAUUGAAAUAGCUGUAUAUAACUAGAAAUACAUGCAUGCAAGCAAACUGCAACCCCUUGGCUUAUAUUAUCCGACUUUGUUUUUGGAUGAAGUGUUAAUAAAUGGCCAUUAUAAUAUAGCAGUUGUAAAUUCUGAACGCUGAUUGGCUAAGAGCCGUGUUGAUAUAACUCAAUGUCAGCACGGGAAUUUUUCCGCCGCUUGUAAACACGGACAUUUCUCUUAUCCUUCGGGUUUUUGACAUCGCUAUAUAAUAAACAAAAAUAUAAAACAUUUUUCCGUAGUGAUAUAUAGUUAUAUCUCAUUCAACACUCGUGGAAGUUGGGAAAACUCGAAAUUGUAUGAAAACACUCCGCACUUCGGGCGUCGUGUUUCCAUACAAUUUCUCGUUUUCCCAAUUUCCACUCCGGUUGAUCUAACUGUAUAUCAACACGUAAAAUGUUUUAUAUUUGUUAAAUAUUGAACGCAGGCUCGCGUUUGAUGUCUAGCGUCAUAGCCACACGAUCAUUUUAAAGUGUUUAAGAUUAUUAUAUUUUCUCUUAUGCGCAGGCGACGUGACGUGAGAAAUUGAAUACGAAAAUCGUCAGUUGCCGUCCAUACAGCUAGCGUCAUAUAAGUUUGCUAAUUAUGUUCCAUUUUUCCCAGGAACUCCCAAUAAUUAUGGGAAUCGUUUCAUUAUUGGGUUUACAGCUCCAUAUUACAGUUAUCGAUAUUAUAAUGAUUAUAUUGGAGUAUCAAUUCUUGCUCCCUACGACACAAAUGUUACGAUCUUUGGUACUCAGUCAGGCAAGCCAUGGAACUACACUGUUCAUAUUAAAGAAGGAGAAAGUUUUGAGUAUAAACUACCGAUUUCACUGCGAAUGGAGAAAUCAAUAUACCUCCAGAAUGGUAUUGAAAUUUCAUCAACGAGAGAUAUUUCAGUUUUGUGUUUAAAUUAUCAACAGGCUGUAGGCGAUGCGGACGGAUACUUGGCUUUACCAGCCAACACGCUAGGUGUUGUUUAUGUUGUUGCAUCAUAUCAACCGUAUAGUUCGGGCGAUAGAGCGAAUAUCGCCGUAAUAUCUGCACAUAACAACAACACGGUUAUUGUUCUUCCCAACAAGAAUGCUGUCAUAUACUAUCGCGGUCUCAGGUAUGAUGGCAGUACAUCGCUAUUAUACAUUACCCUGCUCCUCGAAAAACUUGAAGCACUGUACAUUUCGGGUUCAUCCGAUUUAUCUGGAUCAAUAGUUAUCGCAAGCAAACCAGUGUCUGUCAUAUCUGGCAUAGACCGUGUACGUAUUUCAAGAAAUUAUGACGCUUUUCUGGAGACGUGUCUAUUACCCGUUUCAUUGUGGGGAUACCAGUACCUCUUAACAACGGUUGGAAUGUUGAAUAGAAAACAGGGGGAUAUUUUUCGAGUCUUUGCGUAUGAAAAUAAUACUGUCGUUGAAAGUGCGUAUUGGACCAAAGUUUUGUCAUCCGGGAUGUAUGCAGAGUUGGUAUUAGAAAAAAAUCUUGCAUCAUUUGUUAACUGUAGUAAACCAUGUCAAGUCGUGCAAUACAUCAGAGGCGAGUCAAUUGGUGGUAAAUACGCUGACCCUUCAAUGACAGUUUUACCAUCAGUAAGCCAGUUCCUUUCUUUCUACCGUGUGGUACUUCCUUAUGGUUCGGCAUAUCAUGAUUCCAUUACUAUAGUGAUUGAAAAUAAACAUGUAGAAGGUCUAUAUAUGGAUGGGCUUAAACUGAAUCGCUUGGAAUGGAAAAGUAUAAAUGGAACAAAUUAUGUAUGGACAAUAGUAAGUUCAUCCGACCCAGAUGCUGUUACAGUCUAUCAUACUUCUUCGGCAGUAAAAUUUGGUCUAGUCGUUUUUGGUUGGAAUGGUGCUUCUUCUUACGCGUACGCUGGGGGAUUUGGUUUUCGUAAUUAUUCAAAUGGUAAGUCAGUUUAUUUGAAGUUAUUGUGUUCAUGAUUUUCUUCACAAACCGUUUCAAACCUUACAAAAAUGCUGCACACGAGUCUUUUUUCCUGUAGAUCAGUCAAAUUAUAGAGAAUGAAUGUUGCGUUGUGAACGACAUGCAACCGCCUGGAGUAACGGAACUUCGACCUUUCAAGCGAAUCAAUGCUCUUCGUCGGAAAGUUAGUUUUGCUCUAACAAUAUAACUUUACGAUGAAGGGCCUUCACUCGAAAUGUCGAAUUUCAGUUGAUUUUUCAGGUCGUUUUAUCUCCUUCACAUGCACCACAGCUGGCUGAUACCAUAUUUACUAACACGGGCGCCGUCCAUUCAAAAUAUAGCUGCGACGUGUCCUUUGCACACGAUAUUUCCUUCUAGUGUUGUCUGGCAAAAAACGUUUUAUUUAAGAGACAUAUUGCCCCGUUGACAUUUUUGCGGAAUGGUCAUUGAAACGAGCAGAAUUUUUUGUUACGACAGAACAAUUAGGCGCGCAAAAGACUUUUUCGAAAAUUGCUUUUGAAUGCACUUCAGGAAUCUUCUUUGCCCUAACCUAUAUGUUUGUCAUAGGCGGUAAUUUUUGAAAUAAGUGUUAUCUUGAUGCAGCGGUCGUCACUCGUUUGUUUGGAACGUGGUUUCGCUUACAAUAGAUUUUUCGCCUCAAUUUCUUCCGGGUCGACAUGUUUUGAAAUUUUGUAUAUAUGGUUUAAUAUAUCCUGCAGCCGAGUAUUUUACGAGUUUCGAAAUUAUUUUCCCGACGCGGAGGGAAAAAAGCGGCAAACGAAUAAAAUGGACGACAGGAUUAAAUUGCAAACCUCAAAGAAUAGAUCUCCUGGUUUUUGGAGCAUUUACUGCAUUUCGUGAUGUAAACGGUAAAAAAUUUCAAAUGUCUCAAAAAGAAAAAAAUGAACAGGUUGCAAAGUUGCAUAUCAAAUUAGGAACAACUUAACAAUAAGGUCAGCGUUCUUGAACGUGAUUGGAUAAAAUAUCGCAAAGGAAGAAAACCUGUCAAUGAAGUUCAGCGAGCAAACCAAAUUUCUUGUGCCAUAAACAAGAAAGCUGUAUGCCUGUUUUUAUUAGAUUAUUAAACAUACCGAAAUAUGAACGUUAUAAAAAUUAUUAUUAUUAUUAUUAUUAAAACUUUAUUUACACACGGUAUUCUCAUCAGGAUUUAACAUGCAACAAACUAAAUGAGAUAAAUUACAAAAAUAGAACCACGCUAAAUAGAAAAUAUAAUACCUGCUUUUCACGAGGGCCGUGUACUACGCUAAAUAUAACAAUAUAUACAAAGAAAGUUAAAAUAAUUUGGCACAGCCCGAGAAUUAACUGAAGAAAAUGUACUUUGACAACAGAUGUAAAGGUGAGAAUAAUUUUCCCGCAACCUGAUCGAGAGACGUCUUUAUUAGAUCACUAUACUGUACUGCAGUUCUCGCUUCCUUGGCUUAUGCGCCAUGUAGACGUGGCUCAGAAUAGAAAUAGCCUACAAGGUAUUUUGAGCAAAACGUUUCAAAGUUAUUUUUGCUUCAAAUUGUUACGGAAAUUCGAUUUAGAAGUUCAAAAUAGCAAACACCCAGUGUCUUAUCAAUGAUAAACAACGUUGUCUUAAACAGUGAAAUGAUUUAAAAAAAGUACUUUCAAAAUGAGAAAAGCGUCUAAACCUAAUAAGGGUUGUUGAUGCGCGAGCGACCAUUAUCCAAUCAGAAUCCAGUGCGUGUCUUGUAUCAAAUAAUUUAUAGCUAGUCAUGCUGUUCGCAAGAAGCGUGAACAAAAAAUACAGCGCGCGUGUAAAAAAGAGGAGAGUGGCUUGGUAACAGCCCAGUCAUGCACGAAAGUUGCGUAAUAUUAAGCGGCUACUGUUGCUUCAGGUUUUUAUCUGACCGUUACAGCAAUUAUAUGACGAAUAAUAUGAAAAGACCAUAAAUAGCACACGGUUUGCUGUGUUGUCUUGACGUGUUGCGAGUCAAUGUUCGUCGAAUUUCUGACAAGGCAAUGGGCUCCGAGUGAACUGUUUAUCAAACUUCUGACAGAUUAAUAUUGAUGAGACAGUAAGCAAUGUGUGAAUGACAAAAACGUGUAUACAGAAAUUUAACAGUGUUUUCGCUGACGGUAUAUAACAUGAGCACUGGAAUUAAUAGAUGUGUUAUGCAGUGCUUUUGAGAUCAGGGCCCAGUUGUUCAAAAUUCUUAACUACCUUUUAACAACAAUUAUGUAGUUAGAUAUAUUGUGGUAGACUCAAAUGCGUGAUUUUGAUUCAUCAACUUUCGCGCUGAAUGUACUUAGCAACAACUGGCCCCAUCCAGUAUAGUUUGUUGUUUGGAAUCACGUCCGUGAAUUUUAGGUCAAUAACUUAAACCUCGUUUGUUUGGAAUGUUUCCUUUCAGGUGGAAAUACAUUUCUAUCGCAAGUGCCACCAUAUCAGUCCAGGAUCAAGAG